AUUACAAACAGAUUGAUAUUUGGAAAUGCUUGACUUUCGAAACAACACGCAAUGUUUGCGCAUUUAAAUUGAGUUAAAUUCACAAGAUGUGUUCAUUAUUGGUUUAUUUACUUCCGGUAUUUAUGACACAUUGGAGCCAGAUUGUCACGAGAGAUAUUUCAAUUGACCAAAUACUGGCUGAGAAUGAUGGUAAUAAAGAGUAUGUCAGCGACAAUGAAAGUGCUUUGAUGGAGCUUGAUAUGAUCGUAGAUAAAAUUGACAGUCAGGAGCGUUACCGUGCAAUUGUUGACAAAGACGAAUCAUUACGUUGGCAGAGAAAUAUUCCAUUUGAAAUUGGCAAUGGUAUUGAUGAACGACAGGAACUAGCUAUCCGACGGGCAAUUCCUCUGUGGGAACAGUACUCAUGCCUUAACUUCUAUGAAAACAAACAGGUGUACAACAGAAUAGUGUUCAAACUUGGAUACCAUAACUUGUGUGCGUCAGAGGUUGGAAUGAAACAAGGACCUCAGAUAAUUUCUCUUGGGGAAAAGUGCUUUGAGCCAGAGAUAAUUCUUCAUGAGAUAGGACACGCCCUGGGAUUCUAUCAUGAACAUAAUCGUUGGGACAGAGAUAAUUACAUUGAAAUACACUACGAAAAUAUUGAACCUGGAUAUAAUAAAUCCUUCAUGAAACAGAAACCAGAAUAUACGGAUUUCAAUCAUGAUUAUGAUUAUUUAAGUAUAAUGCACUACGGACAGUAUUUUUACUCAAAGAAUAAGUCUGCAAAACUUAUCACAAUAAAAACCAGAGAUCCAGCAUUUCAAACUAAAAUAGGAAUGGUCAAGCAUCCGAGCUUUCAAGAUUAUAAAACUUUGAAUGCUAUGUAUAAAUGUGCAGAUAUCUGUUCCACCAAAGUCGAAUGUCCGGAGGAUGGAUUUGUUGGAAAAAAUUGCCAAUGUUACUGUAAAGGAAAAUCUGAGGAUAAAUCUGUUAGACUUUGCUUUCAAAAAAAGGAAUGUCCGAAACCAUAUAUUAAUGAAUACUUAUUUGGUGUAAUGAACAAAGACAACACACGCCCUGUCAACAUGACCCGUACAUCGUUUCCGGACAAAACAAUUUUAAAUCUCGUCUCAACAAAUUGGAAUUGUACAUUUAAUUCUCAGCUAAUGUGUGAAGGUGGUCAAUGGGAUAAGGCGAUAUCAGAAUGCCCAAUUGCACUCGAUAUUGGGGUUACUGAUGAAAUAGACGGUGUCAUUGAAAUCAUUUUAAAUGAGGAAUAUCGUGGGUAUAUCUGUGAUGAUGAUUGGGAUGAUAAUGAUGCAACUGUUGCUUGUAAAAUGCUUGGAUAUGUGAAUGGUUUGGCUGACUUUUCAAAACCUAAAGAGGUUAACGAGUCAUUACCUAUUCUCCUUGACAACGUUCAGUGUAGUGGCGAAGAACUUUCUCUCGCUGAUUGCAAACACAAUGAAUGGGGAAAGCAUAACUGUAUUCAUUCCGAAGUUGUGUCAGUUAAGUGUUUUGCCGAUUCAUUUACCAAACAUAUAAAUGUUACCACGAAUUUACCUUGCGGUGAAAUUAAAGUAAACCAUUCAAAGAGAAGGAAACGGCAACUUCGGGUAGCUGGUGGCUUUGUUGCAAAUAAUGGUAUGAAUCCAUGGCUAGUGGGAAUUCAACGAAAGAAACAAGGAUGGAAUCAUUGGUGUGGUGGGACAAUUAUAAAUAAUGAGUGGAUAUUGAGUGCUGCUCAUUGUUUUGAUGAUUUGAAGCGACAGUAUGAUGGCAUGAAUGUAAAAUUAAUUCUGGGGGACAUACGAGUGAUUGCUGGAGACCAUGAUCGUACCAAACAUGACGAAUAUGAAAAGAUAUUUUACAUUGAAUAUAUUGUUAAACACUGGAAUUACAGUGAAUUCGAAAGACGUUACUCUAACAAUGAUAUAGCGUUACUCAAAAUAAAGUCAUCCGAUGGCAUAAAAUUCAAUAACUAUAUACAACCAGCUUGUUUGCCUGAAGAAUUUACCCUGCUUUCAUCCGAAACUAAAUGUCAUGUUUCAGGAUGGGGAAAGGAAAAUCAACUUGGUUCACUAUCUGAGAAAUUAAAAACAGCAGAGGUACCGAUAACUCCAUGGCACGACUGUAAAACAUUCAUCGACAAAUAUCCCAUUGAUUUUAAAAAGGUGAUAUGUGCUGGUGAUAUCAGAGCUGAUGCAUGCCAGGGAGACUCGGGGGGGCCUCUCAUUUGUGAAGUGAACGAUAAAAACACGGUGAUUGGAAUUACAUCUUGGGGUAAAGGUUGUAGUCAAGCAAAAUAUCCUGGUGUCUACACAAAAGUUUCGGAAUAUAUCACAUGGAUAAAUGAUCAGAUUUCAAACCACGGCUUACAAGUGGUAACAGAUGCUCCACCGAGGGCAUGUGGUGAUGAUGAAUGGACGUGUAACAAUGGUGAAUGUAUAACCCUAUCUUACUAUUGCGAUCAACAAACGGACUGCUACGAUGGUUCCGAUGAGGAAAAUUGCCAGUGUGCGGAUGGAGGAUUCCAGUGUGUAGAGGGGCGUAACUGUAUCUCGGGUACAAGUAGAUGUGACAGCCGUAAUGAUUGUGCCGACGGUUCUGAUGAGGCCAAUUGUCGUUGUGAAGUCGGCCAGUGGCAAUGUGCGAACAAGUUGUGUAUACCUGCGAAUAUGAGAUGUGACGGUCCACCACAGUGUGAAGAUGGUUCAGAUGAAGUUGGCUGUAGAGCUACAUGUAGUUCAGACCAGUAUACAUGUUCUGACGGGAAUUGUGUCGAAGGGCGAAUGAGAUGUGAUGGUGUCCCGCAGUGCGAGGAUCUGUCGGAUGAGGACAAUUGCCCAUGUCAUGAAGGAAUGUUCCAGUGCCGGAAUGGUAACUGUGUUGAUGGAAGAAUGCGCUGUGAUGGAGUACCACAAUGUGAAGAUUCAUUUGAUGAAUUUGGUUGUCCUACUGAACCACCAAGUUGUCCAACUAGUGACUUCCAGUGUCAAACAGGCGGAAUUUUAGAAUGUAUUGAUCAAAGACUACGUUGCGAUGGUUAUGAAGAUUGUUCUGACGGCUCGGAUGAAAACGGCUGUCCUGGUUGCACACGUAAUGAAUUCACAUGCCAAAGUGAUGGCAGAUGUCUUCCUAUUGAAUCUAGAUGUAAUUCUAUCAUAGAAUGUGCAGAUAGAUCUGAUGAACUUGGUUGUGUAUGUACAGCUGAACAAUUCAAGUGUGGCGAUGGUAUUUGUAUAGAUUUAAGCCGACGCUGUGACCGCAGGAUGGACUGCGAGGAUCGCUCAGAUGAAAUAGCUUGUCACCAACUCCUUUUCGAAGUGUACAACAUGUUUAAAUUAUUAUUGGAACGGAUGCAGGGAAAAAAGCUGAAAGAAGAACUGUAUAAUACAUAACAAAUGUUCAAAUGAGGUACUGAGGGAAAGUGAUGAAGUAGAAAGAAUCCAGAUGCAUAUAAUGACAUUGAUUAUUGAUGGAAAGGAUCAGUGUCAUGAUUGACAAGAGAAGAGGUAGCCAUUUUACAGAUUUGUUUUGACUCCAAUCUCUGAUGAUGUUUAAAGACAUAUUUGGAUUUGAUAGAUAUUUUUAAAAAUUGUAUUGUGUUUCUAUUAUUGUUUAUUUUUAUGAAUUUUGUAUGGCUCAUGUGUAAUCAAUUAAAUUUCUGUAUCCUUUGGCAACAUUUAAGUUGCUUAAACUUGCUUUGAUAAUUUACAUUUAAAUACUUAAUAAAUGUUCAAUAAUCAAUUUUGUUGGUUAUUGUAGAGCCUAACAAAUUAGUGAUCUGACAGUUUGAAAUUUUCAAAUCAUUUUUGUUUAAUUACAAAAUAUGAGACAAAUGAUAUUAUAUUUCAUUUCAUAAAUUUCUGAUCAAGCUUAACAAAUUUAAUUCAAAUGAUUCAAAUUGUGCAUUUCUGAUUGAAAUUGGUAGCUGUUUGACUUUGAUAUACUUUUUAGCUCACCUGUCUCAAAGUGACAUGGUGAGCUUUUUUGAUCGCAUUUCAUCCGGCGUCCUUCCUUAAACUUUUACUUUAAAUGACAUCUCCUCAUUAACCUCUUAGCCAGUUUCACCUUAACUUCACAGGAAUGUUCCUUUUGUAGUCAACUUCAAAAAUUGUUAGAAGAAUUUAAUUCCAUGAAGAACUCUGGUUGCCAUGGCAACCGAAAGAAAAAAAUUAAAAAAUCUUUAAAUAUCUUCCUUUAAAAAAUCCAAAUAGCUAGAGCUUAGAUAUUAAUCACUAACAUCAUCUAGUUAGUGACUACCAAGUUUGUUCAAAUAAAAGCCCUGGUGUCAAAUUUGGCCCCGCGCCAGAGGAUCAUUGUUUUCCAUUUAUGUAUAAAGUAAAUACUUCAAAAGUCUUCUUUUGAAUUACCCAAAGAGCUAGAGCUAAAAUAUUUAGCAUGAAACAUCUUCUAAUGGGUGUCUACCAAGGUUGUUCAAAUACGGGCCCUGGGGUUAAAAUUGGCCCCGCCCCAAGGAUCAUCGAUUUUCCUUGUAUGUGUAUAGUAAAAACUUAAUAAAUCUUAUUUUAAAAAAACCCAAAGAGCUACAGUUUAGAUAAUUAAUAUGAAAUAUCUUCUAAUGAGUGUCUACCAAGCUUGUUCAAAUAAAAGCCCUAGGGUCAAAUUGGCCCUGUCUGGAGGGGGAGGUGUCAUACUCCUAUAUGUGUAUAGUGAAAACUUAAAAAAUCUUCUUUUAAAGACCCUAAAGAGCUAGAGCUUAGAUAUUUAUCAUGAAACAUCUUCCAAUGGGUGUCUACCAAGUUUGUUCACAUAAAAGCCCUUGGGUUAAAAUUGGCCCUAACCCAGGGACCUAUAUACAGGUGAGGGAUUUCAGGGCCAUCAUGGCCCUCUUGUUAUAACUCUUUAACUUAACUUUAACUUGUUUGUGUUAUUUUUUUAUCAGAUUUUGCUAAGCCGGUGUCGCGUAAUAAUCACACGGGCGUAAUUUUACCACGGUUUACACAUGUUUUUUUAAAACUUUCCUGUAACUUUAUUUACAAACAAAGCGCUGUGAAAAUUGGUAUAAAUCUUCAGCAUAGAACAAUUAUAUCGGUGCAUGUAUUUGAAUAUUCUGACAGUAUUUAUAUUCUCCAGAAUAUAUGCGUGAAAUUGAGCUAAAACGCCAAAUUUUGCAUCUUUCGUGGGCAUUUUGAAAAAACCUGCAAGGUUCAAAAGUAUUAAAUUCAUGAAAAUAAAUGCUUUUAAAACUUGUCAGGGUGUUAAACUUUGUUUCUUGUCCAUUGUUUUAUUUCUAAAUUGGCUAGAACUAAUCUUAAGCUGUAGUUGAAAAUGGCCAAUUUCUCCGAAAACUAGGUCAAAUUACCCGAAAAUUUUGCCCGAAAGGGUGCUAUAAAUUUAAAACUUGUCAUUCAUUACCGUACACAUUUAUUCUUAAAAAUAAAGGUCUAAUAACUUGUCAUAUAUUUUAAUAUUCACAAUUCAAUGAUUGUUUUUAAUCAACAAACGCCAUAAAUAUAAAUAACACGAUUUAAAGCGGCUUGUAUCCUUCGGCCGUUUUUCAAAAUGGCAGACAAAUUCUGUUAAAAUGUGAUCUAUAUACUUUUUUUUAACUGAUUAAGUACGUAUGCGUCAUUAUAUUGCAUUGACUUUGAUAUCAAAAUGUUACAAAACGUUUUCCCAACUCAACAAAUCAUUUAGACAAAAAUGACAAUUCAAAUUAACAAUGGUUGACAAUUCAAAUCAACAAUGGAACUCCACAGCUUUACUGCAUUUAAGUCAGCUGCCAUUUUGCCAAUUGAGGAUCACUUAACUAUGGUGUCUGAUUUGUGCCAUUUCGUUAUUUUGUUUGGUUGUGGUUGUUAGAAGCAAAACCUUGAAGAGAGAGAGAGAGAGAGAGAAUGAGAAACAUAUAUAACAAUUUAUUUCGUCACACACCUUUUUACCUUUUUCAGUAUUUUGUGAAUAUAGGCCCUUCAACUGCAACAACACAAAAAAGAUAAAAUGAUGAGAGGGGACACAUAACUUUUUUUCUGUAAAAUUAAUGUUGAAAUGUUAUACUUAUAAGAUGUGAGAAAUUGUUAAGACGGCAUAACAUUUCUUCAUCUGAUCAAAUUGAAUUUUAAUUUUGUAAAGUCGGCAAAACAAUUUAACUGUUGGAUAAUUGUUGAACAGUAAUAAUUCUGAUAAGAUUUGAGAAAUUGUUAAGCCGGCAUAACAUUUUUUUCUUGAACAUUAUAUUUUUCAGUUUGAAAUUUUCUUUGAAUAUUACUUGGAUAUGAGUUGUUAAGCCCCGCAUAGCAUUUUUCUACAUGUAAAAAAAUUAAUUUAAAUUUUGUUAAGCCAGCAUAACAAUUUCUCUGUUAGAUUUAUGUUGAACUAUAAUACUUUUAAGAUGUAAGAAGUAUGUAAAAAAAAAUUAAGCCGGCAUUAUAAUUAUUUUUAUUUCAAUUUUGUUAAGCUGGCAUAACAUAUUUUAUAAUUUGAAAUCUUGUGCUAUAAUUGUAUGUAAAUUGAGAAAUUGUUAAGCCAGCAUAACAUUUUUCUUCAUCUUAUGAAAACGAAUUACAAUUGGCAUAACAUAUUUUAUAAUUUAAAAUCUUGUGCUAUAAUUGUAUGUAAAUUGAGAAAUUGUUAAGCCAGAGUAACAUUUUUCUUCAUCUUAUAAUAUAAAAAUGAAUUUCAAGUUUGUUAAGCUGGCAUAACAGUUUAACUGAUAGUUUGAAAUUUUGUGUUAAAUUCUUCUUAGAUUUUAAGAAUUGUUAAGCUGGCGUAACAUUUUUCUUCACGUAAUGUAAGUGAAUUUCGAAUUUGUUAACAUUUUUUCUUAUCUUAUGAAAAUGAACUUUAAUUUUGUUAAGCUAUCAUAGCAAUUUCAUAGCAAAUUGUUUAGCCACUCACGGUGUAACAUUUUUCUUCAUGUAAUGCAAGUGAAUUAAAAAAUUUGUUAAGCCGGCGUAACAAUUUAUUUGAUAGUUUGAAAUUUUCUUUGUCAAAUACUUGGAAAUGAGAACAUUUCUCCUCACGUUAUGUAAGUGAAUCUCAAAUUUGUUAAGCCGGCAUAACAAUUGAUCUGAUAGUUUAAAAUUUUCUUAGUCAAAUAGUUGGAUAUGAGAAAUUGUUAAGCCGGCAUAACAUUUUCAAUCAUGUAAUGUAAGUGAAUUUUAAUUUUGUUAAGCUGGCAUAACAAUGUAUUUGAGAGUUUGAAAUUUUCUUUGUCAAAUACUUUAGAUAUGAGAAUUUGAUAAGCCGGCGUAACAUUUCUCUUCACGUAAUGUAAGUGAAUUUCAAAUUUUUUAAGCCGGCAUAACAAUUGAUCUGAUAGUUUGAAAUUUUCUUUGUCAAAUACUUAGAUAUGAGAAAUUGUUAAGCCGGCAUAACAUUUUCCAUCAUGUAAUGUAAGUGAAUUUUAAUUUUGUUAAGCUAGCAUAACAAUGUAUUUGAUAGUUUAAAAUUUUCUUUGUCAAAUACUUGGAUAUGAGAAAAUGUUAAGCCGGCAUAACAUUUUCUUCACGUAAAGUAGGUGAAUUUCAAAUUUGUUAAGCCGGCAAAACAAUUGAUCUGAUAGUUUGAAAUUUUCUUUGUCAAAUACUUAGAUAUGAGAAAUUGUUAAGCCGGCAUAACAUUUUCCAUCAUGUAAUGUAAGUGAAUUUUAAUUUUGUUAGCUGGCAUAACAAUGUAUUUGAUAGUUUGAAAUUUUCUUUGUCAAAUACUUGUAUAUGAGAAAUUGUUUAGCCGGCAUUACAUUUUUCUUCAUGUAAUGAAAAUGAAUUUUUAAUUUUGUUAAGCUGGCAUAACAAUUUAUUUGAUAGUUUGAAAUUUUCUUAGUCAAAUAGUUGGAUAUGAGAAAUUGUUAAGCCGGCAUAACAUUUUCAAUCAUGUAAUGAAAAUGAAUUUUUAUUUUGUUAAGCCGGCAUAACAAUUGAUCUGAUACGUUUAAUCUAAUGAAAUGAAUUUCAAUUUUGUAAAAGCAUGGGAAUGUGUUAAAAUUUGAUAAAAUUAAGUGUGUCUAUUGUAUAAAACAUUGUUAAGCCGGCAUAACAUUUUUUGUUUUUCAAUGUAAAUUGAGUUAUUGAUUCUUUACUGUUUUCACAAAUUUGGUGGUAUAUAGCCUUUUUAUUUAUUUGUUAAGCCAGCUUAACAUUUCUUCAUACUAAGAUUGCUUAUGUCACGCUAAAAUCGUGUUUGAUUUUUGUUAAGCUGGCUUAACACAGCGUUAUAUCAAUAAAAUCACUUUUAAAUAAAAGAUUCAAAUACAUUCA
This is a messenger RNA of Ruditapes philippinarum (Manila clam), 8204 nucleotides long. RefSeq lists its product as uncharacterized. The transcript has 27 exons. Gene Ontology annotation, molecular function: serine-type endopeptidase activity; protein binding; metalloendopeptidase activity. Gene Ontology annotation, cellular component: membrane. The coding region runs from base 87 to 3380 and encodes 1097 amino acids. Lineage: Eukaryota; Metazoa; Mollusca; Bivalvia; Venerida; Veneridae. Gene Ontology annotation, biological process: proteolysis. The record is from RefSeq and is a predicted model, not a curated record.